Molecule: messenger RNA, 1857 nt
Organism: Penicillium bovifimosum
Lineage: Eukaryota; Fungi; Ascomycota; Eurotiomycetes; Eurotiales; Aspergillaceae
Exons: 2
Coding region: 1-1857 (618 amino acids)
Molecular function (GO): flavin adenine dinucleotide binding; monooxygenase activity
Source: RefSeq, a predicted model, not a curated record
AUGGCAAAUGCUGAAGCUGUGCCCUCGCGAGAGCGAGUGGUCCCGGGAUCCUGCAACAUUCCGCUUGGUGAAUUUCCCGAGACCAUGUCUGGAUCUCCUUUCAACCCAGACAUCCUUGCGGACCAAACCAUUGAGCGGCUUAACGAAGGUCUAGCAAUCGCGGACAAGGAAGCGAUUUCCGUGCUCUUUCUGAAGGACAGCUACUGGCGUGACCAUUUAUGCUAUUCAUGGGACUUUCAUACUCGCGAGGGGGCUCAGGCAAUCGCUACCUUUGUCACUGAGGCACCACCUAGCAAAAUCGAGAUCGACCGAUCAUCUGCCCUGAAAUCUCCCCAUAGGGCUGCCAUCGACGGUUUUGGUGAUGUCUUUGGUAUUGAGUUCUUCAUUAAGGUUACUACGGACAAUGGACAGGGAGAUGGCGUAAUACGACUGGCAGAACAGAAUGGCGAGUGGAAGAUUUUCACCGUCUUCACUUCACUGGUUGAGGUGAAGGGCCAUGCGCAGAAGCUCGAAAGACCAUUUGGUGUCCGCCAUGGCGAGCAGCAGGGCAGAAAGAACUGGAAAGAUCGGCGCAACGAUGAGAUCAACUUCGUAGAAAAGGAACCUACAGUCUUGGUAGUUGGUGCUGGUCAGGGUGGCUUGGGUGCCGCUGCGCGUCUAAAGGUACUCGGGGUCGAUACUCUCGUUAUCGACAGAGAAGUGAGAGUCGGAGACAACUGGCGCAACAGAUACCACCAGCUCGUCCUCCACGAUCCAGUAUGGUAUGAUCAUAUGCCAUACUUGCCCUUCCCGUCCGAUUGGCCAAUCUACACACCCAAGGAUAAGCUGGCGGAUUUUUUCGAAACAUAUGUGCAAUUCCGCGAACUCAAUGUCUGGACUCAGACCGAGAUCAAGUCAUCUUCCUGGGACGAGAGCAAAAAGCAAUGGAUGGUUGUUCUUGAGCGUCAGACGGAAAGCGGAACCGAGACACGCACCUUUCACCCACGCCAUGUCAUUCAAGCUACCGGUCACUCUGGAAAGAAAAACUUGCCUGAAUUCAAAGGAAUGGGAACCUUCAAGGGGGAUCGCAUGUGCCACAGCGCAGAAUUCCCUGGUGCGAAUCCUGAAUCCAAGGGAAAGAAGGCGAUUGUCGUUGGUUCGUGCAACUCGGCACAUGAUAUCGCCCAAGAUUUCGUCGAGAAAGGGUACGAUGUCACUAUGGUGCAACGGAGCUCUACCUGCGUCGUGUCGUCAGAGUCCACAUUGAAAAUCAGCUUCAAAGGGCUUUAUGACGGGACCGGUCCCCCUACCGAAGAUGCCGAUCUUUAUUUGACGAGCAUUCCGUUGCGCCUAUUCAAAGCACAACAGGUCAAAACCACUAAGCUCAUCUGCCAGAAUGAUGCACAGACCAUCGAGGGACUGGAAAAGGCAGGCUUCAAGGUUGACAUGGGAUCUGCGGACAGUGGUCUCUUGUUCAAAUACUACCAACGCGGAGGCGGCUACUAUAUUGACGUCGGCGGCAGCCAGCUCAUCAUUGAUGGGAAGAUUAAGGUGAAGCAAGGCCAGGAGAUAAGUGAGGUACUUCCGCAUGGCUUGCGCUUCGCGGAUGGUUCAGAGCUUGAGGCGGAUGAGAUUGUGUUUGCAACCGGAUAUCAGAAUAUGAGAACAGAGACUCGGGUGAUAUUUGGCGACGAAGUAGCUGAUCGCGUGGGUGACGUCUGGGGUCUUGACAAUGAAGGCGAGAUGCGGACUAUCUGGCGACGUAGCGGUCACCCUGGCUUCUGGUUCAUGGGCGGGAACCUUGCUCUCAGCAGAUACUAUUCGCGUUUGUUGGCCUUGCAGAUCAAAGCACUCGAAACGGGCUUGACUACCUGGUAG